AUGAGUGGCUUCGCUGGGCGGCGGCGGCGCUCCUCCCGCGAAGGAGAGCGCCUGCAGGAUCCUGAAGAUCGAGAAGGGCGACUUCGAGUGGGCGCGGCAGAUGAACGGCUGCAGGCGCUGCUGGAAGAGCGAGAGGGCAGAGCAGCAUCGGUGCCGGCGAGGACGGCAGCGGUUCGAAGGCUGGCUGCAGCUCCAGAGCAGGCCGGGCAAGCGGCAACUACAUCCUCGGCGAGAAGGCAGUCUUUAGAUGUGUUGCAACGAGCUUUUGGUGGAAAUCCUCAAGGAGGACCUUUGAGCUAUGGCCCCACGAUUGAAUUGGGACCACAACCGAGGGUUCUGGAACCUUAUCCCAUGGCUACUCCUCCCCCAAUGAGUGGGGUGAAUGUCAACCCUUUUUGGAGCACACAAGCACGAGCUCAUCCUGGUGAAAGUGGGGUGGUGCCUGAGGGGAUGCCGCAAGGGGAAGUCAGAAGGUCGCCAAACUAUGUUGAUGUGGAGGCCAUCAGGGAGAAGGUGCUCAGGGAAGCCGAGAAUCUCUUUGCAAAGGAGAUCAAGAAGGCCACUGGUGGAGCAGAGUCAUCAUCCUUCGAGUCGGUUCCAAGUGCUGACCGAGAGCCUGGGCGGUCAACGGUCGGGGUGAUGGGACCGGGUGGAGGAGGCAAUGGGGGCGAAUCGACUCGUGGCGAUGGUCGAGGGUCUCAACCACAUGGUCUUGAGCGUCCACCAGGGUUGCUGAAGGAGGGUGUGUGUGAGGGUCCGUUGAACAGGUCUGAACUGCCUCAGGGGACCGUGAAUGAAGUGUUUAGAAGCUUGGAGUUACCACCUCUACCAUCUCCUGGCAGCGAUGGUGCUUCGCUGGCUUUCGGCGAUUGGCUGACGGUGGCGAUGCCUCUUAUGUCGGACCUGUCAUCCUCUGCGAGGGGUUGGUGGCAAGCAAACAUCAUGGAGGCGGAGGCGCUGUAUGAGACUUGGCUGAAGUUGAAGCCGCUGGAGAGGCUAAGGCUUAAGGUUGAUCGGCCUUUGCACCCCAGUUAUGAACGAGUUGAGCACCGGGGAGUGACUAUCCUAUUGGGGGUUCUUCCCGAUCAAGUUCGAAGGGAUGUCAUCGCCUCUAGAAAGGUGAGCUGCCUCGGAAUUCUGUUUCGGCUGUAUACCAUUUUUCAACCAGGGGGUUCAGCUGAGAGAACUGCGCUCCUCAAGAGCAUCACCGAGCUGAAGGUGGGCAAUGGGGUGGCAGACGUUUUGUCUGGAAUUCGCCAAUGGAGGCGAUGGAUCCAGCGUGUGCAGGAGUUGGGCCUGACUACACCGGACCCUCUGGUGCUGGUGCAAGUGCUGAACAGGGUCACAGAAGCCCUGGGUCGACAUGGUGGUGCUCAGGCGGAGGCUGAGGAUCUGGCGCUGAUGACUGGCUCUUCAAAGACGCCUGCAGCAGGUGCGAAUGUGAACAUGUCCACAGCUGGAGGGACAGCUCCAAAGGAGGAGGUGAGGGGUGUGCCAUCUUUGGAUCAAGAGGACCUCGAGGAGGAAAACCUAGAACGUGAUGGUCGUCAAGAUCCACCAGAGUUAGAAGAUCAGCAGUUGGUUGAGGAGGGUGAGGAGCAGGUGAUUGGUCGUGAAGAGAUCGAUGAGCUUCGGAGGCCCCAUCAGCUGCAGAACAUUACAAUGGUGGAGGUGAUGGAAGACAGAGGACAGGGGGGGGGGACAGAUCGAGAUCCAGGAGCUUGCCUGCAGGUCGAAAGCAAUGGAAGCUGUGGAGGGUCGGCAGAAGGUAUGGUGAAGUGCCUCGAGUGCGAUCUUUGGCAACUGGGGGAACAUCGAGGAGCUGGAUGUCGAUUUUGUGAAGGAGAUCUGCCGAAGGAGCAGGAUGGGCUGCAGGUUCCGGGGGAGGAAGCUUUGGAUUUGCAAGCCUGUUCAUGGACUCAGGCAGUACAGUGGCAUGAGGAAGAAGUUCGUAGCCACUGGCAGUUGAAAAGAAUGUGGCUGGAUCAGUUGAAUCAGGUGGCGGUGGGUGCACAGCAGGGCAGUGAACAUGGAGGAUGGCUUCAAGUUCUGGAAGAACAGUUGAUGGUCCGGGAGGAGUGUCUUCAACGCCAACAUGGAGCCCUGGAGAGUUGGAGGAUGGCGGCACUGCAGGCGGCGGGGGGUUCAGGAGAAGGAGAAGAGCAGAAGCCUUCGCUGGUCCUUCAGACCUACACGGUGUCGCUGGCCCAAGUGCGAAGGGAGUUGCACAAGUGGGUCGAACCCUUCAAGGAUGAGUAUGUCUCUCUGUCCACUACUACUGGAGCGAUCUUUCCAACCACAGAGGAGGCUUUGAAGAAGGAUCCGAGAUAUCCCUGGCGGGAAGAAGCGCCAGCGAUGCUGGUCCCUACGGUCAAGAGUCCUCAUGGACGGCACAGGGCAAGGGUGGUCAUUUGUGGCAACCAUCUCACAAAGUCCCAGGUGGAGACGAAGGCUGUCAGUCCAUUGGAAGCAUCAUCGAUCUCUUCACCCUUUGAACUAUAUGCAGGAGGGGCGGAUGCGACAGUUUUGCGAGCUUUACUCAGGAAGAGUGCUCUGGAGAAAUGGUCCGUAGCGAGUCUGGACGUGAAGACAGCGUUCUUGCUAGCUCCAAGAAGAGAUGCACAGCAGAGGCUGCUCAUUACGCGUCCUCCUCGGGCGCUGGUGGAAGCAAAGGUGUGCGAUGCUGACGAAAUCUGGGAGGUCAGAAACUCGCUCUACGGUCUCCAGGAGGCGCCUCUCAACUGGGCGAGAUUCAGGGACGAAGAGAUGGCCAAGUUCCGCUGGACUGAUGAAGGUGAAAACUGGAAGCUGGCUCGCACUCAAGAGCCCAACUUGUGGAAGGUGAUCCUCGAUGAUCCAUCCAAGUCAAGGUUGCCCGACAAGGUGUACGGAUUUGUCGCUGUGUACGUCGAUGAUAUCCUGGUGACUGGUGAUGAAAGAGUGACUCGAUCGACCAUCGCUCGGUUCCAGCAACAGUGGAAAUGCUCGACACCGGAGUGGCUGACGCCUGAAAGCAGCUUGAGGUUUUGUGGCUUUGAGAUUGCCCAGGAGAAGAGGGGACUUCGUUUGCAUCAGGAGUCAUACCUACGAGAUCUUUUGGCCAGAUAUCCUGAUGUCAAGUCAGCUCAAAGCCCGCUGCCAGGUGUCUUGGAUGAGACUGAGGAGACGAAUCCUGAGGUUGCAGAGGUGAAGGAAGCGGAGGACUGUGUGCAGGUCAAGAGACUGAUCGGGCCCUCCCAGAAGGAAGAGCAGGAAAUCUCGACCGACGUGAUGUCAGGUCGAAAGGCCUUACAAGGUUCAGAGACGAUAGAAGGCGAGGAAGUCACCUACGGUGGAAGGGGCAUCAGUGCUUGUGACAUUGAGUCCAUCGAGGGUGGCACGAAGACGGGCUAUGAGCUAAGGCUCCAAGGACGUGAGCAUCGGGGGGGAGAGCGGAAACAAUUCCGGCCAGGAAUUGAGACCGCAGUACUACAACAUCCUCACCGUGAUGGUGAACGACAAGAUGAGGACUGUGAGUCGGACGGAAGCUUUGAGUUUUUGCGCAGCACUGGAUGA
Durusdinium trenchii is the source of this 3555-nucleotide messenger RNA. The record is from the annotation of a GenBank genome assembly. Lineage: Eukaryota; Dinophyceae; Suessiales; Symbiodiniaceae.